AUGAACAAAGCUUAUGAUCGCUUGGAGUGGGACUUUAUCGAAUUGGUACUUAAGGCCUUUGGGUUUCAUUCAAAAUGGAUCAAGCUGGUUAUGGAAUGCAUCAACUCUACUUCCUACCGAUUUAAAGUGAAUGGGAUCUUGUCCAAUAAAAUCAUUCCAGGCAGAGAUGAUUGCAUUAUAUUGGCAGAGGCUAAUGUAGAAGAGGCAUACCAAAUAAUCUCCAUCCUCAAUGAGAAUACAAAUGCAUCAGGUCAGAGAAUAAACCUCCAAAAAUCAGGAAUUACUUUCGGAAAACAAGUACCUUUGCAAGCUAGAGUAAAUAUAGAGGAGGUGAUGGGAAUGAGUGCAUGGGAUAAUCCGGGAAAAUACCUGGGUCUACCGGCACAUUGGGGGAGGGCAAAAAGUAGUGCUUUGAGCUGGAUAGAAGAGAGAGUGACAAACAAAUUAGAGGGAUGGAAAGAAAAUUUGUUGAACCAGGCCGGGAAAGAAAUCCUCAUUAAAGCAGUUGUUCAAGCCAUACCCGCAUAUGCCAUGAAUGUAAUCCUGUUUCCUAAAGGGUUUUGCAGUAAACUUAGUGCCGAAGUAGCAAAAUUUUGGUGGGCGACUAAUGAAAGGAAUCGGGCAUACAUUGGAGAAGAUGGGAGAAAAUAUGUGAGAGCAAAAAAGAAGGGGGCCUUGGAUUCAAGGACUUCCAUCAUCAGAAUCUUGCUUUUUUGGCAAAACAAGCAUAGAGAAUUUUGGAGAAUCCAGAAGCAGUUUGGGUCAGAAUUCUGA
Arachis duranensis is the source of this 774-nucleotide messenger RNA. RefSeq lists its product as uncharacterized. NCBI's taxonomy places the organism in Eukaryota, Viridiplantae, Streptophyta, Magnoliopsida, Fabales, Fabaceae. The record is from RefSeq and is a predicted model, not a curated record. The coding region runs from base 1 to 774 and encodes 257 amino acids. The transcript is spliced from 2 exons.